AUGGCGGAAAACACUCACUUGCGCAGGGAGCUGAAUGCACUGCACGUGGCCGACGUGCCGCUGAUUGACCAGAAGACAUGUUCGCUUGUCAGCGAGUACAAAAAUCAAGUGACAGACCAUAUGAUAUGUGCAGGUCUCGAAACUGGGGGUGUCGACUCGUGUAAUGGAGAUAGUGGUGGACCAUUACAGUGUCAGAUAGACGGAACAUGGUAUCAUGUCGGUAUUACAAGCUGGGGCGCAGACGAGUGUGCCGAGCCCCGCAAGCCUGGUGUCUACACAGAUGUGUCUAAAUACACAGACUGGAUCUAUACACAGAUCUUCAGUGAUAAUACAGACAGAAACGCAUGACAACGGUUUCCAUGGAUAACAUAAACUAUUGCAAACUUUGUGCAUGCGCUCUUAGAUAAUAAAAUGAUGUGCAAACCAUAUUAUUUGCUUAUUUUUGUUACUUUGGAAGGCAAGGUUACUUUCCA
Mercenaria mercenaria is the source of this 473-nucleotide messenger RNA. RefSeq names its product serine protease 41-like. The record is from RefSeq and is a predicted model, not a curated record. The coding region runs from base 1 to 348 and encodes 115 amino acids. Gene Ontology annotation, biological process: proteolysis. The transcript is spliced from 4 exons. Lineage: Eukaryota; Metazoa; Mollusca; Bivalvia; Venerida; Veneridae. Gene Ontology annotation, molecular function: serine-type endopeptidase activity.